This is a messenger RNA of Branchiostoma belcheri (Belcher's lancelet), 3091 nucleotides long. RefSeq names its product mRNA-decapping enzyme 1A-like. Gene Ontology annotation, cellular component: P-body. NCBI's taxonomy places the organism in Eukaryota, Metazoa, Chordata, Leptocardii, Amphioxiformes, Branchiostomatidae. Gene Ontology annotation, biological process: positive regulation of catalytic activity; deadenylation-independent decapping of nuclear-transcribed mRNA; deadenylation-dependent decapping of nuclear-transcribed mRNA. Gene Ontology annotation, molecular function: enzyme activator activity; mRNA binding. The record is from RefSeq and is a predicted model, not a curated record.
AAGCUGUAACCCGAGUCGCACAUGCGCCAAGUGGGAUUCAAGAUGGCGUCCAGCGCAGAAAGUCAGAUGAACCUCGCUGCGCUCCAACAGCGCGAUCCUUACAUCACCAAUAUCAUAGAUACCGCCAGUCAGGUCGCACUGUACACCUUUAGCGCCAAGAAAAACGAGUGGGAAAAAACGGACAUAGAAGGGGCCCUAUUCGUCUACACCAGGUCAGCGGCCCCCCACAAUGGCUUCACCAUCGUGAACAGGUUGAGCAUGAACAACCUGACAGAGCCCAUCACCAAAGACCUGGAGUUCCAGCUGCAGGAUCCCUUCCUGCUCUACAGAAAUGCACAACACCAAAUCUAUGGCAUCUGGUUCUAUGACAAGGAUGAGUGUGCCAGAGUUGGCCAGCACAUGAACAGCCUGACCCAGUGGGCUGCGAGCAGUGCCACCAGCGAACACUCGCCGCGCCGGCAGCGCAGAGCGUCCCUGGACGGAGCCACUCCCGUGGAAGGGUCAGCGACAGUCGCUGCCGGCAAGAGGGAGGUGGACAUACUGCAGAUGCUGUCUAAAGCACAGGAUGAGUAUGAUAAGCAACCAGACAGUACAGAUGCUGGCACUACAGAAAAAAGAGUGGACAUUUUACAGUUGCUGUCCAAAGCACAAGGUGAUUACCACAAGUCAAAACAGACAAGUGGAGCAGAGCCAAAACCUAUGAUUGACAACUUGACAUCAAGAGCAGAGGGUGGAACAGGCGGCCUCGUCAGACCUGUAGCUCUCAAACCUGAACCUGCAGCCAGUCAAGCACAGGUCCCGACCUCCCACCCCAGACCGGUGAACCUGGCCACCCUGUUUAACCAGCCUGUUGACCAGCACCCUGUGCAGGUGUCAGAACACCACCCCGCGGCCGUGCCAGGCCAGCAGCACGACACAGCGGGGAAGAUGCCCGUCCUGCUGCAGAGACUCAUGUCCAACCCCGGGAUCGGGGAGCGCGUCACCACGCUGGAGAGUCUGGAGGCGGACCAGCUGGGUCCCCGCGGCGCUGAGGCAGGAGGCGGGGGAGGGGAGCCACAGUUCCAGCCGGAUCAGCUGGUGGAGCAACUCAACAUGCUGAAGAUGAAGCAGCAGGAGCAGGUGAGUGAGGAGGUACAUGUAGGUGACCCCACAUCUCCAGGGACAAACCUGUUAAAGAUGCUGCAGGCCAGCCCAGCAGGGGCCGCAGGCUUCACUGGGACAACCACCACAACCGACAGUCGCAACUUGUUACUGAAGAACUUACAGGCCAUGGCCCCCCAGCCCAGCAGUUUACUCACACCCCAGGCUUUUGAGGCUGCAGCAGCUGCUAGUGCACAGCUACCUCAGGCUGGCCCGCGACGAACACGCAUGUCCUCCACAUCCUCAGCUGCUUCCCUGGACACGGCUGCUUCACAGUUCAAACUCCAUCCUCUGUCUAAAGAACAGCUGAAACAAGGGCUACUGUACCUUAUAGAGAAUGAUGACGACUUUGUGGACAAGAUCCACGAUGGAUAUCUGCAGAGUUUAAAGUCCCGGAGAGACAGUAACCUGUGAUGGUGUAACAGUAGUUAUAGUGAAGGCAACAUGUCAGUAUUGUCCAUGCAACCCGUAAAGGAAAACAAGCAAACAGUAUGCUAAACCACAGUCUUAUGUAACUCUUACAUGUAACUAGAAGCACAGUGAUACACAAUGACAUAGAGGCAGAAGGGUGUUGCUCAAACUAUCAUUUUCCAAAAGUCAGAUAAAACAGAAAACAUAUGAAUGUGCAGUUCUGUCAACAGCUAGUAGCUAAAAAAACAAUGUUUUGUUUUGUCUGAUAUCUUAGUUAUUAUAUUGUCAAGAAGUUUGACAAUGUUCUGUUUAAAGAUGCAUCACCAGUAGCUUGUGAAGCAUAAAAUCCCUCUUUUCAGACCAUGAAAGCCUCCCUGGUCCUGUAAGGCCCAUACAUGUACGUCUAAUGUAUAACCCAGUAACAGUGUAAACAAUCUUAGAACUUGCUUUCUACACUGUACUUACUCCUUCAGAGAAAAGCACAAUAAGAAGACAUGACACAAAGAGGACAUGGAAGGAACACAAGAAAAUUCAGUCUUUGAGUUUCCAAUAUCUUAUCCAGGCACUUUUGUUUUGGUUCAGGGCAUGCACUAAAAGAAAUGGGCUAACAGAGCAGAUAUAAACAGAAGUCUAUUAACUUGGAUAGCCUCCAGGCAAACCUACACGAAUGUACAUGUACAAGGGGAAAACCAGUGCAACUGUAAAUUAUGUAGCCAAAAAUAGUCUGAUGUAAAGACAACAUGUAUCAGGAUUUCACCAUCAGUCACAAAGAUGUGUGUAUAAAUUUGCUUAUCUUAACAUUCCCUUUCUGAACUGUGCACAGCAUAUCUAGCCUAACUAAAGGCUGAUACAGUCUCUGGCACUCACUGCUGCUUUCUUACGUGUUUGUCAUUGCAGAUAGUGCUGGUUCCCAGACACAAAUGGCCAAGAAAUGUCAAUGUUGCUUCCUCUAAGCUGGUGUCACACUGCCAGCGACCUUUGGCCAAGUUUGCCGGUUGCCAAAUUUCAAAAUGAAGCAUAUUUUUCAGUUUAAAAUCUACCCUAUGUAUGAUGAUGAUGAAAAUCUACCCUAUAAAAAUUGGAUGGGGCCCAGUGGUCUGCGAACAUCGGCCAAUCCCUAUGAAUCGGACAGCGAUCAAGAGGACACUGUCUGUACAAAAUGUAUUUCAGCCCAAAUGUCCUUUUGAGCUCAAACUCGUCAGGCAAGCUGUUUUCCUGUUGUGUAAUGCCAGCUUUACUGAGACAAGAAGAACAGAAAUCAUGACAUAAUACUCCUGUUUGCAAGAAAUUCUAUCAGUCUUAAUUUAAUGUUUUGUGUUUCUAAACCAAUACAAUAUGGAAGACAACAAGUUUGGCAAAUGAUGUUCAUUUUAGCUAUGAUUUGCUGAUUUUCAAAUCCAUUUUGAUCACUGACAAAACAUGUUUCUUACAUGUAACCAAGUGGUUGUUUUAGAAUGAAAUUGCCUUUAAAGCUUUGGAUACUUCAGCAAGCUGUUAUGUUCAACAAUGUUUUUGUUGUAUAUGUAUUUUUAUAAUAAAA